AUGGCCCUUGAGGCUGACAUGCAGUCGGUCUCUCCUACAAGCUCUGGGAGAGCUUCACCAAUUCCGAGGAAGUGGAGGAACCAGUUAGGCUCCGAUGAGCCUCCAAGCAAAGACAAAGCGUUUCGCAGAUAUGCCUCUGGUGUUGAGAGAUCACUCUCGUUGUUCGAUACAGCGUUGCAGGAAUGGGCAGACUACAUUUCCUUUUUGGGACGACUAUUAAAGUCUCUCCAAGCCCAUCCCAAGGACAUCAAAGCUGUUCCUUCGAAAGCAAUUGUCGCAAAGCGACUUGCACAGUGUCUGAACCCUGCCCUCCCUUCCGGCGUCCACCAAAAGGCCCUUGAAGUCUACUCCUUCAUAUUCUCCAUGAUAGGAAGAGACGCGCUUUCAAACGACCUUCCUCUAUAUCUGCCUGGCCUCUCGUCAACCCUCUCGUUCGCAUCCCUGUCUGUACGAACACCUUUCUUAGAGCUGCUCGAAAGGUACCUUCUCAACUUGGAUGCUCGAUCACUCCGACCAGCCCUGAAGGCUAUCAUACUUGCGCUACUUCCUGGUCUUGAAGAGGAGACAAGUGAGGAAUUUGAGCGGACACUCAAACUUUUGGAUGGAUUCAAGCAGGCUCUGAGACCAGCGAGCACUGAGGACCUUGGAGAACACCACAGCAGUGGAGAUGAUUAUUUCUGGCAGUGCUUUUUUCUUGCAGCUAUAACGAGCAAUGGCCGGCGACAGGGUGCUCUCUCGUACUUGGUUCGGAACCUUCCAAAGCUAGGUCAACCUCUCCACUCGGAAUCAGUGAUUACGACUGCCAAUGGAUCGCAAAAAGAUGAAGCGGGAGCAAGACGGCUCGGAGAUUUUGUAACAUCUCCUGAGCCAGGUUUAUUACUGCGGUGCUUUGCCGCUGGUUUGGGUGAUGAGCAGCUUUUGAUACAACGAGGGUUUCUUGAUCUACUUGUCACUCAUUUACCUCUUCACUCGCAUGUUCUGCAGAGAAGGGUGAAAAGUGAAGACUUGGAGCUUCUGAUCACAGCUGCUGCCGGUGUAGUCUCACGGAGAGAGAUGAGUCUCAAUCGACGUUUGUGGACUUGGUUGCUCGGGCCCGAGCCCGUGAGCAACGAUGGUGAGGGAGGGCCAGAGUCUCCAACAUCUGUGGUUGGAGAUCCUACUGGUUCGUCGCCAUCUUCGAGAACGCGGUACUUUGAAGAGUAUGGUCUGCAGCCUCUAGUCCAAGCACUGUUGAAACUCAUUGCUCGAGACUCUACCAAUGCUGUCGAAAGAGCUCGUCCGUUUCGAAUAUGUCUAUCAUUAAUGGAUAGAUGGGAAAUUGGAGGUCUUGUGGUUCCAGACAUAUUUCUAUCUGUCGUUGACAGCGUUCGCAAAUUCAAGGGCCUUGCAGCCACCAAAGAAGACUUCUCUGAAGUGCUUCGCAGUGCUAGUGUCUUCUUCGACGGCGUCGAGAGCGGUCUGAUAUGGGGCGAAAUUCUUGGGUUAAUAGCUCAAGCCAUUGGUGCUGGCGAGUUAUCCACGACUGAGAGACUUGACAGGCUCUCUUUAGUAACCUUUAUUAUCGCACAUUUCAAUGUACGAGAAGAAGAGAUGCUAAUGAUACAUGCGCCAUUGACAACCUUGGCCGUCCUCACGCUACUGGAAGAUGCAAAGGAAAGAACUGAGCAGCAGGAUGGUCAAGCUGGAACUCCCGAAAAGGUCUCAACCUUAGCACUACAAAUCGCCAUAGAUUUGGUCGAUCUUAUCCCAGAGAGAGCAUUUCAAACUAAGUCCUCAACGAGCCAAUCAACAGCCACGUCCAUAGAUGGGUACUCGUUACGAAAAUUGAAGAACACGGAAAUACUAAGCAAGAUCAAAAGAUUCUACGUCCAAGACCUGGGAAAUUUAGACGCGUUUCCGCCACCAUACUCAUCGCAUGAUCUCAGUGAACUUCUCAUGCGUGAGGUUGGGAGCAUCACAUGCCAAAGCCUGUCUGAUUCAGUGUCAAGUGCUGAUGCUGGUAUUAAGAGCAAGUUGUUGGUGAUGAUGAUCAACAAGGUUCCUAAAGCUGAAUGUCUGAAUGUAUCGAAGCUCAUCUCAUCUAUAGAAGGAAGGUUAAGUGCGUCGUCACAGCUGCCGUUCGUUACAUUCAAUUCGAUAAUCUCUCUUGCCACAAAUCUAUACUCGACAGCAUAUAUUUCCGCUACAGAAUUGUCGGGCCUGGUCAAUCCGUUAGUGCGCCACGCUUGGUCGUAUCUAUCAGCAUCUCAUCCCAAGUACCACGUUGAGACUGUUCGAUGCCUUUGGCAACUUCAAACGGCAUUGACGAUUUCUAAUCACGAAAUCGAAGCUGCGAUAUGUGCCUUGAUGGUCGAGCAGGAUACGAGCGGCACUUUUGCUGUUCGAAAUGCAGAUCCUGGAAGAAGCUUCACUGUAUUGUGGACACAUACUAUGCAAGAUACUGCAGCUCAUCUGGAUCGAAGGUCUUCGAAGACAUCGACUACAGGUUCAAGGGGCCCAUCCCGUCUACUCGGUGUCGUAAAUUAUGAGGUAAUGCUAUCCAGACCACUGUUUUUAUUACUCGACUCGCUCCUAGACGAACGGACGCAACUCUUCAUGACUAUGAGAACUUGGCUGCAGAGUCUUGUAGGGAUCGAUAGGCUCUUCCAUCUACUUGUGUCAAAAUUCUCGAGCUUUGCAUUCCUACAAACCCUGCGCGACCUAGGCUCCAGCUAUCAAGACAGCACAAUCCAGCAGUACAGCAGCGAAGAUGACCUGGAUCAAUGUCUCUACUACCUACGAACCGUGUCAAACAUGUUACGCUGGUCAUCUGACCAUAUGUGGGCUGCUCUUGCAGAGAGUAGCAUUUCGACGGAUGCCAGCCGCCCUUCGCUGUUCUACAUUACCGGUCGUGAUGGGGAGAUCACACUUCUCGAGUUCUUCCUCCAUGUCUGUCUGCGCGCAAUCUCAGGAAGCCAUGAUUCAGAAAAGCUCGAAGAGUCCCGCAUCAGUCAAUUCCACCGCUCUGCUUUGACUAUCCUUCACCAGAUUCUCUUAAGCCCUUAUUCACUCCCUCUUGCCGAGCUGCAACUGGAGAAUGUACUAAUUAUCCGAUUGAUUCAAUCGCUUAAUGGGCCCGAUCCCUUCAUCCAAGUGUUAUUAUUGGAUGUUGUGUUUGAUGCACUCAAGCUUCGCAACAUGUCCAGGCCAGCACUUGCGCCUCCAACGUCACCGAGAAUAGAAAGCAAACGAGCUCUGGUCGACACUUCUCAGAACUCAAGACUCUCGCUUACGAUGGAACGGGGCGAGCAUCAGAUCUCACCAAGCGUACCCCCUCCGCCCCCGUCACUAGUGCAGUGUCUUCAAUCAGGAUUUGCUGCACAGAGUAGCCGGCCAGUUUUGGAUAGCUGGGUCAGCUUUCUUACCGAAUGUUUACCCUUGUAUUCUGAUACAAUCUUUCAAAUACUGAUCCCACUCGUGGAGACGCUGUGUGCACAAGUUGGGAGCACUUUCAAUGAUUUACAGGAAACCUUCAAGGGAUAUUCUGGAGAUUGUGACGACUCUAUUGCCCCGGAAUCAACACUCAUUUCACUACUCAACGGCCUCGAACAUGUCCUGGCCCGAGGCCAUGACCGACUGUUGCAGGAUGAGAUGAAGACACCUCAAGCCAAAAGUCCAGAACAACCACAGGGGUUCUUUGGCAAUAUGGUAUCUGGAGUAUUUGCAUCGGAGACACCGCAGGCAAGGAGUGCCACGGCAAAUAACCGGCUGACCGUUUUGCUCUCUUUCCAAGAUGCAGUCCGAAUUUGUUUCCUGAUCUGGUCUUGGGGCGGGAAGAGUGGGUCUAUGCAAGAUGCAGAUUCAGCAGCUUCGUUCAACUAUACUUCCUUACGAAUGAGAAAUAGAGCCAGGAGACUCCUCGAGCAUCUGUUCGCAGCAGAAGCUCUCGAGUGCUUGGAAACUGUUGUGGAGAUUUGGCAAAAAUCUGCCAACGGACCCAACGACCCGAAAUCGCCAGUUGUCUUCAAUCUUCUCCACGUGCUUGAUGGGUCCAGGCCAAAGCACACCAUACCAGCUAUUUUUAAUGCUAUUUAUAGUCGCACGAAUCCUUCUGCUUUAGAUCCAGCCCGGAAAUCAACAUUGACUGCCUCUUUGAGCGACACGGACCUCGUUGUAUUCUUGGUGGAGUACGCUCGGUCCUUAGAAGAUGAUGCUAUGGAUGAAAUAUGGACGGAUUGCAUGACCUUCUUGAAGGAUAUACUGGGGAACCCUUUCCCACAUCGACAGACUCUGCCAAGUCUGCUUGAAUUUGCUGCAAUAUUAGGCGAGAAAGUGGACAAUACGAACUUCGGAGAGCAAAGGCGAAUGAGGAGAGAGUUAGGAGAUCUAUUCCUUCGUCUACUCGCCGCGAUUUUCACGACCCGCCCCAUAGGGUUCGCAGACGGUUCUACAGAAAGCGACGACCGCAAUUCAUCGAGGCCGGACGACAUCGUGGGAAUACUUGCAUCCAUUGCCCCAAACCUUCCCAAAAUCCUGGUUGAACCUGAUCGUAUUCUUGCAGCAGCGAACACAAUUUCCGCCAGUGUCAUUGGGCCUACUUUCAAAUCGAAAUCGUUCCCCGAAAAUAUAUCCAAGAGUACAUUGGUACUUUUAUAUCAAUUAGCGAGAUUACCGAACACACAAAAGACCUGGAAGAAGGACCUAAGCGAUGCGUUCAAUGAUGCAAGAUUUUUUGCAAAUUCCGUCCCGCUUAUUGAAAGUGACUGGCUUCCUCUCUUGAAGCAAUGGACUUUGAGCGACAAGGAGAGGAUGCCGGAGCUACUUUCUCGCCUGCUCCCGCCAUCCACGGCUGGAAUUGUCUUUGGAGUUGGAGCUACAUCGGCCAGGCUGGAAGCUGAUCGUAAAACACAGCUCAACCUCCGCCGAAUUGCGACUCUCAUCCUAGCUACGAUGAAUGACAACUUCGUUAGUGAUCUGCCUCUCAUGCUAGAGAAGAUUGUGGAAUUACUCGCAGCCUCGACGACUUCGUCACCAUCGUCCACAACUCGAGCAGAUAUCUAUUUGCUCAUUCGUGCACUUGCCCUCAAAACGUCAGCUGUACACCUAUCCACGCUAUGGCCGAUUGUGAACGCAGAGCUGCACGCAGCCAUUUCCUCCGUCGUCUCGCCAGAUCACAGCGCUGCUUCAGAGACAUUCAAUAACAGUUCAGUUCUGCAAGCUUGCAAGCUACUGGACACAUUGUUGUGCAUCGCACCGGAUGACUUCCAGCUGCACGAGUGGCUCUUCAUCACUGAUACAAUCGACGCUGUUUAUCGGCCUUCUCAUUUCCACCCCGUCGCUCUCAUCGACGAACUCUCCGAAGAACUUGGCUCUACCGCUCUCUCAUCGGCAGUGCACAUGGAGUCUGCUGCCGUGCAGGCUGCGAACGGGACAAGUCGCAGGCCACUACUGGGCCCAGGCGGCAUCAACGACGAAGGGACGUGGGAGAGGAAAGAUGAGCUGGUGGGCAAGGUACUGAGACCUUUUUUCAGCCAACUGAGCAUUUUCGCUUUCGAGAGCACAUACUCGAUGAGUGUGCCUGAUUGGGAGGUUUGUAGAAUGGGACUCUUGAGGGAUCUGUUUGAUGAGAAAAGCAUAGUCAAGGCGUUGUAG
Messenger RNA from Cadophora gregata, 5631 nucleotides. RefSeq lists its product as uncharacterized. NCBI's taxonomy places the organism in Eukaryota, Fungi, Ascomycota, Leotiomycetes, Helotiales, Ploettnerulaceae. The record is from RefSeq and is a predicted model, not a curated record. Gene Ontology annotation, cellular component: endosome; trans-Golgi network. The transcript is spliced from 6 exons. Gene Ontology annotation, biological process: Golgi to endosome transport. The coding region runs from base 1 to 5631 and encodes 1876 amino acids.